Cuscuta epithymum is the source of this 1950-nucleotide messenger RNA. NCBI's taxonomy places the organism in Eukaryota, Viridiplantae, Streptophyta, Magnoliopsida, Solanales, Convolvulaceae. The record is from the annotation of a GenBank genome assembly.
AGUUGAUACACUUUUAUAUUUAUGAUUUACUUUUAUACUAAAUUCGUCGUCCUUAAUAUCCGAAGUUUAUGUUGGGCUUUUGGAUCUACGAGACUAAACCUCAUAAUUGGCGCCGUAUCACCCGUAUGUGGGAACCACUUCUAAAAGUUCCAUGUGUUCUUGAUUUUCUACAAAAAAAAUUGAUACAAAAACAUCCUGGUCUUCAAAGGGAGGAAAAACGCAGGGGGGAGGAUUUGGGAAAACUACGAAUGAAGAAUUCUUGGUGAAGAAUCCAGACUAAGUCAAGCAGCUGGCCACCAAGUUACUGAUAUCCAACGUGAACUACCAAUGAGUGAACCAGCCAUGGCAGCAGCCUACCAGUGAAGGAAGAAGAUGUAAAUGGGCCCACAUGCCCACUAACUUGAUAAAAAAGAAUAUCUAUCAAGCACAGCACUUAUCCAACAAACAAGCACAGCCUUCCCGAACGGGAGCACCCCGAACACCCAAAUUAAGUAAUGUACUCGACUGAAAUUCCAGGAGACCACCGGUUUACUACCUCCUGCAGAACCCCGGACAUAGGAUGGAAAUCUCUAGUGGUGCGGUUUUACCCGAACGGCAUUCCAGAUCAGUACAGUGGCGCAUGCCAAGCAGCCCCAAGCUGAUACCCUGGACCACCCAGGGAUAGCAGGCCAGCAGUUAGAUCCUGGGUGGCAUUUUCUGAGUUUUCAUGCAAACAACGCCGUUUCUCGAACGGGAAUAUGCCAAAACUUGUGCUCAGUAGACUUCAAGCCAUCAAUAUCCCCUGUCAAGUGCGGUUUCGACCGCUCGGUAGUAAAGAUUCGACUUCCUUUCAACCCAAAGGCUUCAGCAGUCUCAAUCGAUCACCAUAUUCCCGAACAGUGAUCAUUCCCCGAUCGGUAUACCAGGCCAAACACCCACGCCGGGGUGACCCGGAUGAUCAAACACCACCCGAUAGGAGCGGGCAAGCAGGUACACCUCCCGAACAGCAAGGGAGCUCCCUUCUGGCGUUUGGCCGUUCGGCACGCCUCUUUCCAAGACUCGGCUUUUAUUCCCUCAGGAAGAUCUACCAUGAGGGGGAUACAUCAGGAUGGCCUUUGUUCAAAGGCCAACACCGCAUGAGAAUUUUUGUUAAAUAUCCCAAACCGGAAAAGUUUGGAUGAAACGAGUGCUAUAUUAAUCUCUGGGCUACUCCUCCUAACAAGUUGACCUUUUAGGAUGGAAUCUCGUGUCUUAACAUGUAUCAGAGCCAAACCGAUCCAUGGUGUGGGCCCCUUAUGAAAAAAUGACGACAUGAUUAUAUAAAAAAUAUGACAAUGACGAACCAAUGAAAAAAUGAAUGAUGGCACGAUCCAGACGAAGUGUCUGGUCGUGAGGAGGAGUGUUAAAUAUCCCACACCGGAAAAGUUUGGAUGAAACAAGUGCUAUAUUAAGCUCUGGGCUACUCCUCCUAACAGGUUGACCUUUUAGGAUGGAAUCUCGUGUCUUAACAAUUUUCCAUCUACAAGAGCUUAGAUGUCUGCGGGCCGCAGCCUACUUGCGCAGUGCCGCUCGGGGUUCCGUCACUCGGGCAUCGCCUUACUCAACCAUUCCCUGACACGUCUCGCCGUCCGGUAAGUUCCCAAUCGGCACCUCCGAAAUCAACAACAAUUCUGGACUUGGCUUUUUGUGAAGCUCCACCAAGCAGAUGUUUCAAAUAAAAGGGGCUCCGGCAAUCUCGAUCGGCGGAAAAAGGGAAAAGAGAAAAAGAAGUUGUGCAAUGAAUCACCAACCGAGCUGGUUAUGAGUCCAAAAUUGUGACUAGUCUAAGGAGACAGAUGGUAUGACCGACUUGGUGAUGGACUUUCUAAACUACAACGAUAUGGGCUGGAUCACUCUGGGAGAUCAAAUUCUCCAGGCCUGGCAGCUGAUACUCGCCUAUUUCAGCUAAGUAACUUCAUUUUUCACCAGCCC